AUGAACAUCAGCGUGAAAUGGAUUAUAGAACGCCCCGAUGGGAAGGCGUUCCCUGCGUCGUCGCCAUUGGUCCCAGGUGUCAGACCGCGCCGCGCCCACACGAAGUCCAGACGAGGAUGCGAUGCAUGCAAACGAAGGAGGAAGAAGUGUGACGAAUCUCUUCCAAUUUGCGGGCAAUGCCAGCACUUCAAAACUGCCUGUGAUUACCACUCCGCGACCCACUGGCGCCCGGAAAACGCAGGGGUUCUAUCAUGCGGCCGCUCGCAGUUCGCAAUGUCGCGACAGUCUGCCAGAGUCGACGUCCUUGGAGUUUUGGAGGCCGACGAGCGGCAAUUCUCGGCGGGCAAACUGCGCAUCAAGUCUAUCGAUGUCUUACAGCUCCUCGACCACUUUGUGAACGACCACUCUCCAUGGAUGGGAUCACCGGAUUACCAAAAUGUCAUACAGAAACACGGAGUCAAACUCGGAUUGGGAGCCCCGCACUUCCUGCAUGCGAUUUUGGCCUAUUCGGCAGGUCAUCUCGACUACUUGCGUUCGGACCCAAAGCUCAGGAUUACCACAGUCCACCAUUGCAGUCGACUCCUAGCUUUAUAUGCUGCGCAGAUCCCCCAUGCGAGCACCGAGAAUGUAACCCAACUGUUCGGUUCCUGCACUCUGCUCACAAUGCUGUCAUACCUGGGCGUCGCUUAUGAUAACCCGGACCCAGACUGCAAGCCAGAAGAGCACCAGUGUGAUUGGAAUGCGUUCAGAUCCUUGCAAGGCGUCCGCCUCCUGCAAGGCGUGCCCGCCCUCCGUGCUCAUCUUAGGCAGAGUGUCUGGCUACCGGUGUUGCAGGAAUCCGGACCGUGGGAGGGAGAUGACUGGGCGAGUCCUGUGGCCAGCUGUCAAGCGACGUGGUCGUCAAGAACAAUGGAAGAGCUGUGCGCAGUUUGCGGCGUAUCGCCGGACCUACGGGAUACCGACAGCCCAUACCUGGAUCCAUUGAGACGCCUGAACAGGAUUAUCCAUCAAAGAAUGGACGAAGCUAUGAUUGGCCCGCUCAUGCAAUUCGUCGCCACGCUAUCUCCGGCUUAUAUGGACGCUGCUGAGCAACUUGAUCCCAAGGCUUUCAUCAUCCUCUGUUACUGGCAUGCUCUCCUCCUCAAAGUGGGCCAGUGGUGGAUUGUUCGAACCGCAACUGGUGCUUGCCGCAGAACCUGUGCGUACCUUUGGGAGGUUGGUGGAGAUGACAUUCGACGACUGCUACAGUUUCCGGCCGCGCAGUGCGGCCUGAAUCUGGCAUCGCUAGGGUGA
Trematosphaeria pertusa is the source of this 1293-nucleotide messenger RNA. RefSeq lists its product as uncharacterized. NCBI's taxonomy places the organism in Eukaryota, Fungi, Ascomycota, Dothideomycetes, Pleosporales, Trematosphaeriaceae. The record is from RefSeq and is a predicted model, not a curated record. The coding region runs from base 1 to 1293 and encodes 430 amino acids. Gene Ontology annotation, biological process: regulation of transcription by RNA polymerase II. Gene Ontology annotation, molecular function: DNA-binding transcription activator activity, RNA polymerase II-specific; zinc ion binding. The transcript has 2 exons.